Messenger RNA from Drosophila mojavensis, 2043 nucleotides. RefSeq names its product elongation of very long chain fatty acids protein 7. NCBI's taxonomy places the organism in Eukaryota, Metazoa, Arthropoda, Insecta, Diptera, Drosophilidae. Gene Ontology annotation, cellular component: endoplasmic reticulum membrane. The transcript is spliced from 6 exons. The record is from RefSeq and is a predicted model, not a curated record. Gene Ontology annotation, molecular function: fatty acid elongase activity. Gene Ontology annotation, biological process: sphingolipid biosynthetic process; fatty acid elongation, monounsaturated fatty acid; fatty acid elongation, saturated fatty acid. The coding region runs from base 319 to 1371 and encodes 350 amino acids.
UGAGCAUAAACAUUUCUACGGUGCGGUUCAAAUUUGGUGGCUAAGAGCAUCAAAUGCGUUGCAGUGCGUGCUAAAAAGAUCAAAACGAGAACUUCAAUCAAAUAUAUAAUAUAUAUAUAUAUAAAGUGCUGUGCAUUUGAGCCCCGUUGGCCAAAAGUUGAACGCAAAUCGAGCCAAGUGACAGCAUGAGGUUAGCUGCUAACAGCUAACAGUAACUAAGAGGCCUAUUUAUUUCUACACAUAUAUAUAUUCAUAUAUAUAAAUAAGUUACAUACCUAGUAUCACUGAUCUUGCCUGAUAAUCUACACUGCUACAAAGAUGGCAAUGCAAUAUCACAACUACAACAGCAGCACGCGCUUCGAGAUGGUCGUCGAGAUCGCCAAUAUAGCACUGGAUGAGUUUAAGACCCAUCAUCUCAGUCGCAACUACACGGGCCUCGUGCAGCGCUACUACCAGCUCGUCGAGGAGGAUUACGGCGAUCCUCGUGCAGAACGCUUCCCGCUUAUGGAGCAUCCCCUGUUCACAUUCGGUCUGGUUGCCAUUUAUCUGUCCUGGGUGCUGGUGCUGGGGCCGCUGUUCAUGCGAGAUCGCAAACCCUUCCAGCUGCGCCGCACACUCGUCAUAUACAAUGCCUUCCAGGUGCUGCUCAGCGGCUAUAUGUUCUACGAGCACCUGAUGGCUGGCUGGCUGAACUAUUAUAAUUUGAAGUGCCAACCGGUUGACUAUUCAGAUGGACCCAUGUCCAAGCGGAUGCUCAAUCUGUGCUACAUCUACUAUCUGUCCAAGCUAACCGAGUUCGCAGACACCGUGUUCUUUGUGCUGCGCAAGAAAUCAUCGCAAAUCACCUGGCUGCACGUCUACCAUCAUUCGGUCACCCCACUGGAGACCUGGGUGCUGGUCAAGUUCCUGGCAGGCGGCAAUGCGACAUUCCCCAAUCUGUUGAACAACUUUGUGCAUGUGUGCAUGUACUUCUACUACAUGAUGUCCGCCAUGGGGCCGGAGUACGCCAAAUUCCUCUGGUGGAAGAAAUAUAUGACUGAGCUGCAAAUCGCACAGUUUGUGCUUUGCAUUGUGCACACCACGCGCGCACUCUUCAGCAGUCAAUGCCAGUUCUCGAAGUUCAUAUCGACGCUGCUGUUGAUCAAUGCAUCCAUAUUCUUCUGCCUCUUCAUGAACUUCUAUAUGCAGAGCUACAGGAAGACCAAAGCACAGCAGCUGGAGCAGCAGCAGAAGCAGCAGCAGCAGCAGCAACUGACGGCAGCAACGGCGUUAGCUGACGGCAACAACAACAACAGCAUCGAACUGUCAAAGGAUAAACAGCAGCUGCAGCAGGAGCAGCAAAUCUUGGCGCACAAACUGAAGGCGCUGUAAGACCCAAGGAUGCAGCACAAAUCUACAACAUGCAAAAUGCAAUACAAAUUGGUGUUGGUUCAACAAGCUGGCGAAAAAAAAAAAAAAUCAAAAUUUAGAUUUGGAGUUAGUUUUCGGUACAAAGGUUUAAAUUUAAUUCGAAUGGGGAGCCAUAAAAAUGUUUAGCUAGAACAGCACAGAAAUGCCUAAGGAAUACGAAUAGAAAAAAGCCUAACAAAUUCUGCCAGAAUUUAAGCCAGGGCUUAUGCAAUACAUAAACAUAAAGAUAAAGAUAAAGAUAAAGUAAUUUUUUUUCUGUUUGACCAUAUAGAAACUUUGCUUGAUUGCUUGUCAUUGUAGCUAUGAGAAACUUUCUAGAACUGGGUCAAAUUUAAUGAUCUUAAGUCUAAGUAUAAGUCAUCUAAUUAAGAAUCUGAUAUAUAUAUAUAUAUAUAUAUACAAAAAUAUAUGUAUAAAUAUGUCUAAUUAGCUCAGUUUGGCAAACGUAACUGCUAAGUGUUAAUUGUAAUGUGUAAUUUGUGAGUUUUGUAAAUAGAUUUUGUAAAUGUUAAAUGUUAAAUAUUUGUAGCCGUUAAGCCGUAGCCGUAAGCCAACUAGUCUUAGUUACAAAAUGCGAACGAACAAACAGAGCAAUAAUAAAAGUUAAGACAAAUAUAAAAGAACAACAACAAA